CCCCCCACCCGCACUCCUACGUGAGCCUCCGCCGGCGGCUCCUGACUCAUCGGGGGCUCCGGGUCACAUGCGCCCGCCCGGCCCUAUCGGCGCCGCCCCCCGCCCGCCGCCCGGGAGCCGCAGCCACCGCCACCGCCACUCCCCGCUCUCUGCGCCGCUGCUGCCGCCGCCACUGCCACCGACACGGCCACAGGCUGUCUCCAGCCCCGAGGAGAUCCCAGCCAUGUCGAUAGAGAAGAUCUGGGCCCGGGAGAUCCUGGACUCCCGUGGGAACCCCACGGUGGAGGUGGAUCUCUACACUGCCAGAGGUGUUUUCCGGGCUGCGGUGCCCAGUGGAGCCUCCACUGGAAUCUAUGAGGCCCUGGAGCUAAGGGAUGGGGACAAACAACGUUACUUAGGCAAAGGUGUCCUGAAGGCAGUGGACCACAUCAACACCACCAUUGCACCAGCCCUCAUCAGCUCAGGUCUCUCUGUAGUGGAGCAGGAGAAGCUAGACAACCUGAUGUUGGAGUUGGAUGGGACUGAGAACAAAUCCAAGUUUGGGGCCAAUGCCAUCCUGGGUGUAUCCCUGGCCGUGUGUAAGGCAGGGGCAGCCGAGCGGGAAUUGCCCCUAUAUCGACACAUUGCUCAGCUGGCGGGGAACUCAGACCUCAUCCUGCCUGUGCCGGCCUUCAAUGUGAUCAAUGGUGGCUCUCAUGCUGGGAACAAGCUGGCCAUGCAGGAGUUUAUGAUCCUCCCAGUGGGCGCUGAGAGCUUUCGGGAUGCCAUGCGACUUGGGGCAGAGGUCUACCACACGCUCAAGGGGGUCAUCAAGGACAAAUAUGGCAAGGAUGCCACCAAUGUGGGAGAUGAAGGCGGCUUUGCCCCCAAUAUCCUGGAGAACAGUGAAGCCUUGGAGCUGGUGAAGGAAGCCAUCGACAAGGCUGGCUACACGGAAAAGAUUGUCAUUGGCAUGGAUGUCGCUGCCUCAGAGUUUUAUCGUGAUGGCAAAUAUGACUUGGAUUUCAAGUCUCCUGCUGAUCCCUCCCGAUAUAUCACUGGGGACCAGCUGGGGUCCCUCUACCAGGACUUUGUCAGGGACUAUCCUGUGGUCUCCAUUGAGGACCCCUUUGACCAGGAUGAUUGGGCUGCCUGGUCGAAGUUCACAGCCAAUGUAGGGAUCCAGAUUGUGGGUGAUGACCUGACAGUGACCAACCCAAAGCGUAUUGAGCGCGCAGUGGAGGAAAAGGCCUGCAACUGUCUGCUGCUGAAAGUCAACCAGAUCGGUUCAGUCACUGAAGCCAUCCAAGCGUGCAAGCUGGCCCAGGAGAAUGGCUGGGGGGUCAUGGUGAGUCAUCGCUCAGGAGAGACUGAGGACACGUUCAUCGCAGACCUGGUGGUGGGGCUGUGCACAGGCCAGAUCAAGACUGGUGCCCCGUGCCGUUCUGAGCGUCUGGCUAAGUACAACCAACUCAUGAGAAUUGAAGAAGAGCUAGGGGACGAAGCUCGCUUCGCUGGACACAAUUUCCGCAAUCCCAGCGUGCUGUGAUCCUUCUACUUGCCUGGAGACUUGGACCUCCUCUCCCAUCCUCCUGGAGCCCCUUCCUGUCCUGAUCUGUGCUAUUUCACCCCAGACAUCCUGGCUGACCUGCUGCACUGCUCCUGGGCUUGUCCCGCCCCUGCUCUCUCUGCUCUCCCUCUCUGGGUUCUACACUCUCCACUUCUUCCUUCCUAUUCUUUCUCCUCAAAGACUGGCCCAAUGGGACUGAGGAUUAUAAAGGGGUCCAUGGAGGAAUGAUCAGGGCCUGUGACGGGAGCAUCAGAGUUGUUUGUUUAGGUGUUUAGAGAGGGGCCAUGUGUCACUUGUGCUGGUUCCAUGUGUUUUCCGUGUUGUAUAUCAGCCAGGCACCGCAUGGUGCUGUGGUAGAGGGGCUUGCUGGCUGCGUGGUCAUGCCUGGCCUAAGGCUUUAGUGUGCCUUUUAUUUAUUUAUUUAUUUAUUUAUUUAUUUAUUUAUUUAUUUAUCAUUCAUCCUGUUAAUUAGUUAAUCAUUUCCCCAUAAUUCCAGAGCCAAAAACUGGCCUGGCUGGAGGGGACUAGAUGUCUGUAUUUCAUGUGGCUGUAGAUUCCGAGAUGGCGUGGGGUGGGAGGUUUUGCUGGAAUGCAAAGGGUAACAGAAAAAAGGGCCUUGCUGGCAGUUCCUUUGUGUGUUCCAACCCUUCACUGAGGCCUGGCUCCCCCCAGAAGCGGGGCUGUGUGCCUGGGGGCUCUUCCCUGAGAACUCUCUCCCCGGCCCUCGCUUCCCUGCUCUUCCUCCAGCUGCACCAGAGCAACGUCUCGCUCCCCCGUGCCAUGUUCCACAGUUGCCACCACCCCUGUGGAGUUGAAAUGAGCACCACCAUUAAAAUCACCGUGCAUUAUUGUG
Hipposideros armiger (great roundleaf bat) is the source of this 2402-nucleotide messenger RNA. RefSeq names its product enolase 2 (gene ENO2). Bases 68 to 1528 code for a protein of 486 amino acids. Gene Ontology annotation, molecular function: magnesium ion binding; phosphopyruvate hydratase activity. The record is from RefSeq and is a predicted model, not a curated record. The transcript has 12 exons. Gene Ontology annotation, cellular component: phosphopyruvate hydratase complex. Gene Ontology annotation, biological process: glycolytic process. Lineage: Eukaryota; Metazoa; Chordata; Mammalia; Chiroptera; Hipposideridae.